Peromyscus leucopus (white-footed mouse) is the source of this 2177-nucleotide messenger RNA. RefSeq names its product protein disulfide isomerase family A member 6 (gene Pdia6). Gene Ontology annotation, biological process: response to endoplasmic reticulum stress. Gene Ontology annotation, molecular function: protein-disulfide reductase activity; protein disulfide isomerase activity. Bases 70 to 1407 code for a protein of 445 amino acids. The record is from RefSeq and is a predicted model, not a curated record. Gene Ontology annotation, cellular component: endoplasmic reticulum lumen. NCBI's taxonomy places the organism in Eukaryota, Metazoa, Chordata, Mammalia, Rodentia, Cricetidae. The transcript has 13 exons.
CACCGCCCGCUAGAAGCCGAGGGCGGGACGUGGGCGCGGCAGAGCCGAAGCGGCGGCGGCGCGGACGGAAUGCGGGUUCUCGGCAUGGCUCGCCUGGGGCUCGGUCUGGUGAGCUGUACCUUCUUUCUGGCAGUCAACGGUCUGUAUUCCUCUAGUGAUGAUGUCAUUGAAUUAACGCCAUCAAAUUUCAACAGAGAAGUUAUUCAGAGCAAUAGUCUGUGGCUCGUGGAGUUUUAUGCUCCAUGGUGUGGUCAUUGCCAGAGGCUAACACCAGAAUGGAAGAAAGCAGCCACUGCAUUGAAAGAUGUUGUCAAAGUCGGCGCAGUCGAUGCCGAUAAGCACCAGUCCCUGGGCGGUCAGUACGGCGUCCAGGGAUUCCCUACCAUCAAGAUAUUUGGAGCCAACAAAAACAAGCCAGAGGAUUAUCAGGGUGGCAGAACUGGGGAAGCCAUUGUAGAUGCCGCCCUCAGUGCUUUGCGCCAGCUCGUGAAGGAUCGCCUCGCUGGGCGGAGUGGCGGAUACAGUUCUGGAAAACAGGGCAGAGGUGACAGUUCAAGUAAGAAGGACGUGGUGGAGCUGACGGAUGACACCUUUGAUAAGAACGUCCUUGACAGCGACGAUGUUUGGAUGGUUGAGUUUUACGCUCCGUGGUGUGGACACUGCAAAAACCUGGAGCCAGAGUGGGCUGCUGCAGCCACAGAGGUGAAGGAUCAGACGAAGGGCAAGGUGAAGCUGGCCGCCGUGGACGCCACCGUGAACCAGGUUCUGGCCAGCCGAUACGGGAUCAGAGGAUUCCCUACAAUCAAGAUAUUUCAGAAAGGCGAGUCUCCCGUGGACUAUGACGGUGGCCGGACGAGAUCAGACAUAGUGUCCAGGGCCCUGGAUUUGUUCUCAGAUAAUGCCCCACCUCCAGAGCUGCUCGAGAUCAUCAACGAAGACGUUGCCAAGAAGACCUGCGAGGAUCACCAGCUCUGUGUCGUGGCUGUCCUGCCCCACAUCCUAGACACUGGGGCUGCAGGCAGAAACUCCUACUUGGAAGUUCUUCUGAAACUGGCCGACAAAUACAAGAAAAAGAUGUGGGGGUGGCUGUGGACAGAGGCUGGCGCUCAGUAUGACCUGGAGAACGCGCUGGGCAUUGGAGGGUUCGGGUACCCUGCCAUGGCGGCCAUCAACGCACGCAAGAUGAAGUUUGCUCUUCUCAAAGGGUCUUUCAGUGAGCAAGGCAUUAAUGAGUUUCUCAGGGAACUGUCUUUCGGCCGUGGCUCCACAGCACCUGUGGGAGGUGGUUCCUUUCCUGCCAUCACUCCCAGAGAGCCCUGGGAUGGCAAAGAUGGCGAGCUUCCUGUGGAGGAUGACAUUGACCUCAGCGAUGUGGAGCUUGAUGACCUGGAGAAGGACGAGUUGUGAGGGCCGCAGCCCAGCCUUCUUCACGUUUCGUUUCUUGGGAGCAGGCAGUGUCCUAGCAGUGGGGUUCUACUCAGCUGUCUGCCUUUCCGAGCAGUCCCUGCCGGCCACCGGAAACGGCAGCAGUGAACCUCGGCGUCUCAAGAAAACACUGAAGAAUUCUAUGAAUUGUCGCAGUGAAUUGGAUUUGUUCUUUGGCAUAUUGAAGAAAACUGGGCUGUUGAAACAUUUUUUCCUCCUCCUGACUGCUGCUUGAAUGUUCUUGGAGGCUGUUUCUUAUGUAUAGGGUUUUUAAAAUGUGAUUCUUUUGUUUGAAUAUUAAUGGCUUUUUCCAUUCAAGAAUAAAAUGAUAUUUUGGACAAAGCUGAUAAAUGUAUGAAAUUAGUGGCACAUCAUAAAAUUGGAGCCUGACAUUUAGCCUGAAAACUAACCCUGUGAACAGACGACAUCACAUCAAUCAUCACCUCCCCGUAAAAAUGUUUUUUUAAAUGAAGACAAGACCUUUUGGCAAGGACGUGAUUCUGUGUGGAUAACUUGGUCCCAAGUGAAAACCGCAUUUCAUGCCCCAAAGUCUUGUCUUCGGGCUUCACCAGUGACAAGGAGGCUCAGGUUUUCAACAUUCUCACUAAUCUCCCAUUGGAAAUCCCACCAAGUUACAGGCAUUUCACUAUGUAAAACACUCAGGAGAAAGUUGGGAGUUAGUUCAACACAAGGAGAGACUCAGAACUGAGCAUUUUAUUGUAACUUAAAAAAAUAAAUACACUCUUAACUAA